UCGCAUGGUUUAUGCAAUAUCGUCGCUAAAUUGAAUUUUAAUUAAACUAAAAUAACUUUAUAAAAAAAGCACUUCGUUUAAAGAAAACACGUGAAUUUUCUUCAAAUCCUGACAACUCAAAUCACUCGGAAUCGAAAUUAGGUCUUAUAAAUUAUGUAUUGGAUGGAAAGAUUUUUUAUUUUCAGGCUCUUUCUGGAAUAACUGCAUAUUAUUUCUAAAGUGUGAAAAUUUAGUGAGAUUUCUGGAAAAUUGAUAUCCAGUUGUUUGCAUGAUGAAUUAUUUAUAGAGUAAAAUAAAUUCAGUUUCUGAAUGGAUUUUUAUUAAAAGCUUUCACACAAAUUUUAUGAAUUGUCCAUACCAAUAGUAAAAAAACAAUUAAAACAAAAAAAAAAAAAAACAAUUAAAUAUCGAUUUAGUUUUUGCGGCGCGAUCUAUAAUCAAUCAGAAGUGCAACUAAAUUGUCGUCCUUGGAACCUUCACGAAGUUCUUGGACCUCAAUUAAUUUCAGAAAUUAAUGAUUUCUUAAUUACCUGAAAUGGAGAGACAAACGGAAAUGCCUGCAAAUAAUACAGUGGCUUCUACCUUUCACGAGGACGAUUUACAAAGAAUUCUUUUCGAGAGACGACAAGCUUGUGACCAAGAGUUAAUUUACGUCACAUCUUUACCAGAACCUUUUUGUCCUGGAAUUUUUGAUGGGUGGUCCUGCUGGCCCCCGACUCCUGCAGGAAAAACAGUCUAUACAAGCUGUCCAGCCUUUAUCACAGGAUUCGAUCCUUCAUUAACGGCGUUUAAGUAUUGUGAAACCGAUGGAACGUGGUUUCGACAUCCAGAAUCGCAAAAAACUUGGAGUAACUAUACAACUUGUGUCAAUAUCGAAGACCUUAGUUGGCAGCAAGAUCUCAAUAUUAUCUACAAAGUAGGAUACGCAAUAUCACUGCUCGCUCUUUUAGUAUCUCUUGGAAUUUUUACAUAUUUUCGGUCUCUAAGAUGUGCGAGAAUUGUACUGCAUAUGAACCUUUUUGCGUCUUUUGCAGUUAAUAAUUUAUUAUGGUUAAUUUGGUAUGGAUUCGUGGUUUCCAAUGCUGAUAUUCUUUUAGACAAUGGCAUAAUGUGCCGACUUCUGCACGUCAUUCUGCAUUAUUUUUUAAUUACGAAUUACUCGUGGAUGCUGUGCGAAGGAUUUUAUUUACACACGAUGCUCCUAAGUGCAUUUGCGAGUGAACACAAAUUGGUCAAAUGGUUGGUUAGUCUUGGUUGGUGUCUGCCUGCGAUUAUUGUAAUUAUAUAUUCCCUUUUGAGGAUAAUCAGCGACGAUCCAGAGGAUACGGCCCAAUGCUGGAUUAAUUCAGGAAAUUAUAUAAACGUUCUGAUAUAUCCCGUUUGUGUUUCCACGUUGCUCAAUUUGGUUUUUCUCUGUAACAUUGUUCGUGUUCUUGUUACAAAACUGAGAGACGGACCAGCACAUGGAACUGGACCAUCUCGGGCAAUGCUACAAGCAUUUAGAGCAACUCUACUUUUAGUUCCCCUUUUGGGACUUCAUUAUCUUAUCAUAGGAUUUCGACCACCGAAAGGACAUCCAUGGGAGCAAACAUACGAAAUUAUUUCCGCAAUCACAGCUUCUUUUCAGGGACUUUGUGUAGCGAUUCUUUUUUGCUUUUGUAAUGGCGAGGUGAUAACUCAAUUUAAAAGAAGAUGGGAAUCAUCUGAUUUUGUCAGGAAACGAGCAGCAUCUUGCACAACGACAACAAACGUCUCGGUCCGCUGUCAGGAGAGGAAAAACUAUGACUACGAAUCGGCUCCCACGUGUGAUUCAAGAGACGACAAUCCUCCACAGACCUCCACCAGAACUUCAUAACGAAUUAUUAUACACAAUUAAUGUUUCUUUUAUCCAAAUUUCAAAUUAUUAUAUUCGACAUGUUCAAAUUUGGAAUUCGCAGAUUACCAAUCUGAUUCUUAAUUCAGGCCUCCAGUCCAUGCACUAGAACUUCCGGAUCUCGGAAUGGCCGGAAUGAGUCGUUGAACAAUCAGAAACGUUCCGCGGAAUU
Messenger RNA from Belonocnema kinseyi, 2045 nucleotides. RefSeq names its product calcitonin gene-related peptide type 1 receptor-like (gene Dh31-R). The record is from RefSeq and is a predicted model, not a curated record. Gene Ontology annotation, biological process: adenylate cyclase-modulating G protein-coupled receptor signaling pathway; cell surface receptor signaling pathway. The transcript is spliced from 14 exons. Gene Ontology annotation, cellular component: plasma membrane. Lineage: Eukaryota; Metazoa; Arthropoda; Insecta; Hymenoptera; Cynipidae. Bases 536 to 1855 code for a protein of 439 amino acids. Gene Ontology annotation, molecular function: calcitonin receptor activity.